AUGGGAGAGACGCAGGAGAAGAGACUGGGCCUGCUGGAGCAGGGCGAGAUGGAGGUAGACUCAGAUUCCACCCUCAACGAAGACGACAGGCCGCCAACGCCGGUCGCGAAGACCAGGGCACAACUUGCACAGCUCCUCGAGUUUGGAGCAUCGAGAGUCGCCAUGCUCCGACCUUCCUUCCUACAGGUCAAAACCACCAAGACCACCAAACUCCGGCGGACCGCGUACCUGGACGGAAUCAGAGGAUUUGCAUCACUCCUCGUAUACUGUCUGCACCAUCAGCUAUGGGCACACGCCAUCCAGGGUGGCAGCAUCAAGCUUGAAAACACAUGGGGAUGGGAUGGCGAAUACUAUCUCGGCGCAUUCCCCUUCAUUCGCACAUUCUUCACCGGCGGCCAUUACGCUGUCGCGGUCUUCUUCGUGCUCUCUGGCUACGUCUUGGCUUAUAAGCCUUUGACGCUCAUUCAGGCCGGCGAGCACCUGGCCCUCGGCGAUGCCCUGGCAUCUGGACUCUUUCGACGAUGGCUGCGACUUUAUCUCCCAAUUCUGGCAGUCACAUUUGGCUUCUUGUUAAUGCCCCAUCUAUUCGGCGUUUCAUCCGACUUCCGACCGCAAUCGACCCUCGGGGCCGAGAUCUGGAAGUGGUAUUGCGAUCUCAAGAACUUCACUUUCAUCUGGAACAUGGGAGGAGAAAUCAUUCUGGACUACCAGAAGCACGUGUGGUCAAUUCCGGUCGAGAUGCGAGGCUCAAUCACCAUCUGGACAGCCGUUCUGGCGUUCUCGCGCUGCACGAAGAAUGCGCGCCUGACUUGCGAGGCCUUGCUUGUGUUUUACCUCAUGUACAUUGUCGACGGUGCUCACUUCGCCAUGUUCACGGCGGGCAUGUUACUUUGCGAUCUGGAUCUCCUCGCUCAUGACGGCAAGCUGCCCAAGUGGAUGUAUUCCCUGGAGCCAUACAAGAUCCCGCUUGCCUACGUGGCCUUCGUCGUCAGCAUGCUCCUUGGCGGUAUCCCAUCUAACUCCGUCGAACUCGAACACAUGCGAAAGUCGCCCGGAUGGUACUACCUGUCCUUCCUCAAACCACAGGCAGUGUUCGAUUACCGAUGGUUCUUCCUCUUCUGGGCUUCGGUCCUCAUGGUCUGGUGCUCCGGCCGUCUUGGCUGGCUCAAGCGAUUCUUUGAGUCUCGUUUCUGCCAAUACCUUGGUCGCAUCUCAUACAUGUUCUACCUCAUGCACGGACCUGUUUUGUGGCUGGUUGGAGACAGAAUCUACGCGGCCGUGGGCUGGGUGAACUUCUCGCACGCGCUCACAAUCCCAGGUUGGGCCGACACCUUUCGCCUUCCGAAGUGGGGACCUUUCGGCUUGGAGGUCUCGUUCAUCAUCCCGCAGCUGCUUUUGUUCCCACUUACGUGCUGGAUGGCUGAGCUCAUGACUGCUGUGGUCGAUGAUCCUUCGAUCAAGUUUGCGGCAUACUGUUACUCUCUCACACAACCCAAGAAGGAUUUGCCUUCUUCCUCGCCGUCGCGAGGCAACAACGAGCGCAAAGCGUAG
Molecule: messenger RNA, 1551 nt
Organism: Zasmidium cellare ATCC 36951
Lineage: Eukaryota; Fungi; Ascomycota; Dothideomycetes; Mycosphaerellales; Mycosphaerellaceae
Exons: 1
Coding region: 1-1551 (516 amino acids)
Biological process (GO): polysaccharide biosynthetic process
Cellular component (GO): membrane
Molecular function (GO): acyltransferase activity, transferring groups other than amino-acyl groups
Source: RefSeq, a predicted model, not a curated record